CCUCUCUCAUGCAUCUUGUUAUGCUUAAUAACAUUGCCUCUUUGGGAGAACCUUUUCAGGCAUAUCUUUCAUUGAUACGGCUUUUCCCCAGUGUGCUUCCUGAUGUGGUCUAGUAAAUCCCAUGUUUUGUUGCAAACUUUAUUACAAUUCCCGUAUCUUCAAAUAAGGACUGUGUUGGUCCUCAUCGUCUUAUCGUUAAAGAUGUAUUUUCUUUCAUAUUUGUACCCUUUCAGCCUCUCGAUUUCUUCAAGAGGAGUCUGCUUCAUCUUCAUCUUCUGCUGCAAAUAUUCCUGGCUGAGGUUUCUUUGAGUUUGUGAAGAAGUGCUCGGAGAAGAACAAUCUGACUUGUUUUCCUCUAAUUUCCUAUAUCAUUGUUAAUAACUAAAAAGAAGAACUAAAUAUUUGAAUUCUGAGUGUAGCUUA
This is a messenger RNA of Moneuplotes crassus, 423 nucleotides long. NCBI's taxonomy places the organism in Eukaryota, Ciliophora, Spirotrichea, Euplotida, Euplotidae. The record is from the annotation of a GenBank genome assembly.